Molecule: messenger RNA, 1755 nt
Organism: Symbiodinium natans
Lineage: Eukaryota; Dinophyceae; Suessiales; Symbiodiniaceae
Source: the annotation of a GenBank genome assembly
AUGGGAAGUGGCAGCUCAAAGCCUCAGUCGGAGGAGCACAGUGUGCCACAGCCGACAUUUCAAGAGCAAGAGCUCACGGCAGCUGGGCCAGGGCAUCGUGCCGCGAGCCUUCGGAAAGCUCAGGCGGCACGCAAAGCGCUGGCUUUCAGCCAUUUGAGCCGAGGAAGUUUUCGUGGAAGUCCUGUUCGUGCAAAAGUGGCGAUGUGUGGCUUGGACUGCGGUGACGUCAUCGAGAGAGAGGUAACGGCCUCGACUGUGGGCGAACUCCUCCGCGCAGCCAGGGAAGCUCUGAAGCGGGAAGAUGUUGAUGUGGUUUGUGAGUGUACAGAGCUGCAGAACCUCCCCACCGAUGCUGGCCUUUACGAUGCUGUCUCCCGUUCAUAUCCCAAGAAGCUUCAGGCAUAUGUAGCGGCAAGCAUGGAACGCGCAAAAUGGUUGGAAGAUGUUCUGGAGCUUCAGUUCGAGACGGUCAGGAGCCUGAUAUACUCAUCUUGGUGGAGCUCGAUCCAAUCGGGCAGCCUCAGUACUUGCCAGGCCCUGGUGAGCCCCAAUCAGAAGACCGCAAGCAUGCCGGGCGCAGAUUCGCCCGAGCUAACUUUGCUGGUCCGAGAGCUUCAGACAGAGCUGUUGGAAUCUGUUGGGCCAAAGGGAUUGAGUGCGCUAGAGGUCGCCAUCGAUGGCGGUGAUGCAGAUCUUUGCAAAGUUCUUGUAGAGUCUCGAGCUAAUCUUCAGAACUCUCUUGAUCAAGCCCUUUCCAGAUUGGACCUUCAUGGUUCCAGUCCCAGGGCAAAGAUUGAGGAGGUGUGCCGAAUUCUGCAUAACGGCGGCGUCGCUGUUGAAGCCUGGCAAUCAAAGCAACCCUGGGACCGCUGCUUGCGAGCCGCUGCUACUGGUUGCACUUGGCUAGUAGAAGAUCUGCUACAAAAGGAUAAACUCGGUUUUGAAGAUGUGGUCUGCCCGAGAACAAACUGGAGUUUGGCUUUGGAAGCUGCUGUAACAUCCAACCACUCCUUGAUGAAGCUUGCACUGCAAAAGGGUGUGGAGGCUGCCAUCCACUGCGACAGAAGUGGUCGUAGUGUGAUGCACUAUGCUGCCCUACAAGGGGACGAGCAGCUGUUGCUGAUGAUCGCGGAGUCCAUGCAAGCUCAAGGCUUCCGCAUCUUGGAUCGUAUUGAUGCGGUCGAUGAACUUGGAAGAAGCCCCCUUUGGUACGCUGCACGAGGUGGUCAUGCAGGGGUUUGCUCUUGGCUUUGUUCCCAACGUUGUGAUCCUGCCAAGCGUGACAUUGAAGGAACAACGGCUUACUUUCAGGCCAUCUGUGGAGGAGGCAAAGAAUUUCCUCAACAGCUGCUUCCAUCACUUUUCUUCGGUCAACCUCACCUAGUUCACCAAUUUUUUGAAGAUACUACUGAUGACAGUGGGUUGACAUUGUGGCAUGUUGGUGCCAUGACAGAUGCAGUUCCUGCGCUGCAGUGGAUGGUUGAGCAUACAGAAUCUGGCCUUGAACCGCUUUUGGACGCAAGUCAUUCUAACCCGCUGCUUCAAGCCACACUGGGGGGCCACAUGCAGGCGGUAGCCUUCCUUUUGUCAGUGAAGGCAGACCCUGGGCAGUUCACCCCUGGCUCGCCUAGAGACUGGGCAGCAGCGCUUCGCUUGUCAGAGCUGGAACAUGCUUUCUGGGCUCACAGGGAUGAAGUUGCUGACGCAGGAUGGGCAGCGCGGUGGAAUGCCUAUAGAUGGGCAGCAGAGCAUUGA